Racocetra fulgida is the source of this 666-nucleotide messenger RNA. NCBI's taxonomy places the organism in Eukaryota, Fungi, Glomeromycota, Glomeromycetes, Diversisporales, Gigasporaceae. The record is from the annotation of a GenBank genome assembly.
AUGGUGGAUUUGACGGGUUCAACCAAAAUUCCUACAAAUGUAACUAGCAAUGUAAGCAACAAAGCUAAAAACGUUACCAAUUCGGCUGAUAAAGUCGAUAAUGGUAAAAAGGUUGAUAAUAGUAACAAAGUUGACAAUAGUAAGUCCGAUAAUGUCAAGACCGAUAAUGUCAAAGCCGAUGAUAUUAAACCAGAUAAAGUCGAUAAUGGUAAAAAAGUUGAUAAUAGUAACAACGUUGACAAUAGUAAGACCGAUAAAGUCAAGACCGAUGAUGUUAAGACCGAUAAUGUCAAAGUUAAACCAGAUAGUAUUGUAGAUAAUGUCCAAACCAAAACUGAUAAAGUCAAGACCGAUGAUGUUAAGACCGAUAAUGCCAAAGUUAAACCAGAUAGUAAUGUAGAUAAUGUCCAAACCAAAACUGACAAAGUCAAGACCGAUGAUGUUAAGACCGAUAAUGUCAAAGCCGAUGAUAUUAAACCAGAUAAAGUCAAGACCGAUGAUGUUAAGACCGAUAAUGUCAAAGUUAAACCAGAUAGUAUUGUAGAUAAUGUUCAAACCAAAACUGAUAAAGUCAAGACCGAUGAUGUUAAGACCGAUAAUGUUAAAGCCGAUGAUAUUAAACCAGAUAAAGUCAAGACCGAUGAUGUUAAGACCGAUAAUGUCAAA